Caenorhabditis auriculariae is the source of this 2324-nucleotide messenger RNA. Lineage: Eukaryota; Metazoa; Nematoda; Chromadorea; Rhabditida; Rhabditidae. The record is from the annotation of a GenBank genome assembly.
AUGGGCGAAAAAAUAACAAAAGGAUCGCUGAGAGGCGUCGCAUUUGCCGCUGUUGUCUUCUCUACAACUGCCAUUACUGCCGUUUUGAUAUCUUUCCCACUCGUAUUUCAUUAUGUACAAACGCUUCAAGCAACAGUGCAGGUGAAUUUUCAUUGCAGUUACUAUUUAUUAGAAUUUUUAAGUAAUGAAUCCAGAAUUUUUAUACAGCAAGUUUCACCAUGUAACUCCGUAUUUAAUGUCAUGUUCAAAGUGAUUUCGCAAGAUUCGAAAAAGCCGUCUGAGAGUGAAAUAAUUUGAACGCGGCAUAAAUCUUUUAGCCACCAGUCUUAUAAAAACUUAAAAUAUAUAAAAUCACUUUUGGAAAGGUAACGUACGUGCCAAGUUUUUUUCAAUGAGAAGUGAACUAUAUUAUCCAAAUAUUUUUAUUAGACGUUUUGAAAAAAAUGCUCAUCAUGUUUUCUAUGAAGGAAAAAAACUAGGUGUCACUGCGAGUUUGACAUGCUUUUGAGGUAAUAGCAGGUGAAAAAAUUCAAUAGAAUCAGUUAGAAAAUUUCGCGCUUUCCCGUUACUAACCAGCAUUCGUAACAAAUAGAAAAAAAAAGUUUCAAAAAACCUAGAAAGUAAUUUUCGAAAAAAAAAGAAAGAAAUAUUCUUUUAAAACUUCGUUGUGCGAAAAUCUCAAGUUCUAUAUGAUUUGAAAAGCUAUGUACGGUAAAAAUUUCCCUCGCAAGUCUAAAUUUUGGUGGAGAAAAAAAAUUAUCCUAUCAUUUGGAUAACACCAUGAGAAAAUUUAGGGAGAAGUCGAAUAUUGCAAAUCGCGAUCCCGUGACAUGUGGAGAGAAAUGGUAGAAGUAGCGCCAGAAGGACCAGAUGAUCCACUCGAGAUUCUUCUCCGUGCGACUCGUCAAGCCGAAGCGCAGUGCUGCACAUGUCAACAAGGACCUCCAGGACCAGAUGGCGAACCUGGAGUCCCUGGUCAGGACGGCGCUCCUGGCGAAGGACCCGGAGAGCCAGGACCACCUGGUCCUGAUGCGGAACUUCACGAUCGGCAGCUUCCGGUCCCUCCACAAUGCCCAUGCCAAGCGGCCGCUGGUCUUCCAGGACCACCUGGUCCACCUGGACAGGACGGAACUCCAGGAAACCCAGGAAGAAACGGAGACGACGGAGCGCCCGGACCACAAGGACCGGCUGGACCUCCUGGACCUCCCGGACAACAAGGACAGCCUGGACAAAGAGGAUCCCCAGGAGAAUCUGGUCAGCUGGUGCCAGGAACCGACGCUCCUGCCGGUCCAGCUGGACCACCGGGACGACCAGGAGCUCCCGGACAGCCAGGCAAAGCAGGAACUCCAGGAAAAGACGGCGAGAACGGUGAAACCGGAGAGCCAGGAGAGCCAGGUCAGUUAUCAGUUCUAGAGUGAAACACAACUUGCAAAAAAAAAAAACGAAAAAAGUAGCCAUGAGGAGAGCACAACUUGAAAUAUAUAACAUAAGCGCGAACGUUUUUAAAAACGAGAUUUUUUUAUGCAAUAAAGAUUAGCAAAAAGAAUGAUGGAACAUUUAAAAAGUACUUGGAAGCUUAAAUUUAUCGUGGGUAACAAAAAGAAAAAGAAACUCCAACGAUACAAAACUUUGAAUGAAAGCUUAAAAGAUCUUGUUCAAUUAAAAAUACCCAUAGAACAAGUUAUUGACUAAUUGAGAAUAAGUUUGAGUUCGAAUUAUUAAAAGUUUUGGCUGAGAAAUAAACGUACAAUUUUCUUGUUAACUGACUGAAAAAUUGCGAAUAUUAUAUAUCAAAAACCUAGCCCACACUCUGAAUAUUUCUAAAGAUUCUCAAAAAAAAAAGAAUUAAGUAUCUGCAAAGAGCUAUAAGGUAACGAGAAGGAGCAUGAAAAAUCGUGCUGAUAAAACUUUGAACCGUUUUUCUUCGAUAUUUUAGUAAAGAGAAAUUUUUUUUAGCUCUACUCAUAUUCAGAGAUCUUCCAGAACAUUUGAUCUGAAUUUUUAAAAUGGGAUGAAAAAAAGCUUUUCACGGUAUUCGAUUCUAUCCGUUGAAAAAAAAAACUACGAAUUCGGUUCUACUAUAAAUUAUCCCAAACCUUGCACUAAGUUGAUAAUUGCAUACCAAGCCUUGAAAAAGUUUAUUUUCCCAAGUCAGCUUGACCAAAAUCUAUUUUGGAACCCUUUCUUAAUAUUUUUUGUUUUCAGGCCAGAGAGGACCUCCAGGACCUCCCGGACAAGCAGGAGCGCCUGGAGCCUCAGGUGAGAAUGGCUCUCCAGGAAGCUGUGAGCACUGCCCGCCAGCCCGACUUGCUCCCGGAUAUUAA